AAAUGCGCGCAAAGGGGACCUCUUCAGUUAACGCAGUGCAAUAUUUAGGCAGUAUCGAAACUGAGAAGCAAAUCAGCCACCGCGUUUCUCCGUAACCCGGUCGCAUUCGUCCUCCCUCCGUCUCGCCAUUAACAGGCCCAAGGCGAACCCAUGUCGAUAACUCAGCCGAGUCCGACUCAAGAAGAACGAGCCCAACACUUUGAGACCCAUCAGCGGAGAAUUAUAAUAAAAAACCAGCAUGGAGAGAAGCUUGUGGGAAUAUUACAUGACACAGAUCAAAAGGAGCUGGUUAUAUUGUGCCAUGGGUUUCAAUCCUUGAAGGAACGCAUUCCCAUGGUGAACCUUGCUGCUGCUCUAGAAAAUGAAGGAACCAGUGCCUUCCGUUUUGACUUUGCUGGCAAUGGGGAAAGCGAAGGUUCCUUCCAGUAUGGUAACUACCGUAGAGAAGCUGAUGAUUUACGAGCAGUAAUCCAACACUUCCAUAGGAAGAAAUAUGUAAUAACUGCAAUUGUUGGGCACAGUAAAGGGGGCAAUGUGGUGCUCUUGUAUGCUUCAAUGUUUAAUGAUGUUUCGAUAAUUGUCAAUAUUUCUGGCCGUUUUAAUCUGGAGAGAGGCAUUGAAGGCCGCUUGGGUAAAGACUAUUUACAAAGAAUCAAGCAAAAUGGAUUUAUUGAUGUUAGGAAUAAAAGAGGGAUUUUUGAGUAUCGUGUGACUGAAGAAAGUUUGAUGGACCGUCUGAGUACAGAUACUCAUGCAGCCUGCCUUAUGAUUCAGCAAAACUGCAGGGUAUUGACAAUCCAUGGAUCCAAGGAUAAAAUUGUACCGGUUGAGGAUGCCCUAGAGUUUGCCAAGUUCAUACCUAAUCAUAAACUACACAUUAUACAAGGAGCCGAUCAUGAAUACACUUCACACCAAGAUGAGUUGGCUGCAGUUGUGCUUGAUUUUAUCAGAGAACAGUUUCAUCAGGACAGGGAUGCAUCCACGCGAUCACUGCCACCCACAAAACUUGACAGAUCAGUAAAUUCUCGAUUGUGACACAUUUUCAUUAAUAUAAUGAAAAUACAGAACUGCAGGACAAUACGAGGGAUUGGUGGUUGAAAUACAUUGGGAGAAUGCCUCUAUGUGAAUAAGUGAGGAUUACCCUACGUUGUAUUGACCUCAACUACAGGUUGAACCAGCAGGGUUUCUUGCUUGGCCACUCAUCUGGAAUCGGAAGUUGUUGUCGGUCGUAAAAUCGUGUUAUAAGUAUGAUUCAUUAAAACAAUAUGAAAGCUCAGAAAAAAGAAAACAUAAUCCCAAAGUCUAGUAAAUGAAUGAUAUGAUCAUAAAAAUCAUAAAAAUAAGAAUGAUAUGAUCAUAAAAAUAAUCACUAAAAACUCCAGCUCUCAAUCAUCCAACCACAAUUUCAUUGGACUGCUGUCAAGUAGCCAUGAAGAAGCUGGAAGAGAUGAAAAGGGGUUACAGUUUUGUUAGUUGCGUUGUAACUGUCGUCGUUUACUUUGGUGGAAAAGCUGUAAGUCGUGUUAUGUGAAAGUAGUAAUUGUUGUGAUAGAACGGUGUCCUUUGCAUUAGUAGAACGGUGUUCGUUUAACUUUGAAUAAUUGUGAAGGAUCAUACGAUGAAGAUUGAUAUUCAUCAUCA
Messenger RNA from Carya illinoinensis, 1641 nucleotides. RefSeq lists its product as uncharacterized. The record is from RefSeq and is a predicted model, not a curated record. The coding region runs from base 151 to 1035 and encodes 294 amino acids. Lineage: Eukaryota; Viridiplantae; Streptophyta; Magnoliopsida; Fagales; Juglandaceae. The transcript has 7 exons.